Messenger RNA from Corylus avellana, 862 nucleotides. Its product is annotated as Sel1 repeat protein. The record is from RefSeq and is a predicted model, not a curated record. Lineage: Eukaryota; Viridiplantae; Streptophyta; Magnoliopsida; Fagales; Betulaceae. Gene Ontology annotation, molecular function: protein binding.
GGCAAUUAAAUCAAAUCAAGUCUCCUUUCUUGCCCUUCAACUCCGUCUUCUCAAAGUCGCUUUGCAAAGUUGAAGUUCCCUUUACCUUCGUAAACCCUCCUUGGAACCUUCAAAAUCUUCCACUUUCAUAUUUCCCUGAACGUAUAAAUACCCCAAAAAUUUUCCCAGUAACCGAACACGUCCUCAACUUUGUGCUACCAAUAGGUCUCGUCUGCUCGCCAAAGCCACGUCGCAGCGUAUUAAACCCCAGAAGCACACUGAAACGACGACACCUGCGGAGUAAGGAGAAGGACAUGGAGAGCAGCAACAGCGAUAGUAGCAGUAAUAGGGUGCCGCUGUCGGAGGUAGUGUCGGAGUGCGUGAAGCGGUGGUUCAAGGACACGCUCAAGGAAGCCAAGGCUGGUGAUAUCAACAUGCAGAUCUUGGUGGGUCAGAUGUAUUACAGCGGUUAUGGCGUUCCCAGAGAUGCCCAGAAGGGAAGAGUUUGGAUGACAAGGGCAUCCAGAAAUCGGUCUUCGGUUUGGAAAGUUAGUGAUAAGCAUCCAGGUUAUAAUGCGAGUGAUUCAGAUUCAGAUGAAUUGAACGGUGAUUCUUAAGUAGACCCUAUCAGCCUCCAUGUCCAAAACAAUUAAAUGACCUGCAUGUAGUUGUGCUAUUCUUCGCACAUCUUGAAUGUGCAUGUCCAGAUUUUGUACUUUUUCCUGUUUAGUUGUUUUCCUUUCGAAUAUUUCCUAAUAUUGUACUGUACAAUUGUUUAUGAUCAUCAAAAAGAAUAAUUUGUUCAUUGCGCAUUCAUGGGCAAGAAUACUUUGAGGUUUUAAGUUGGAAUUAGGAAAUGAAUGCUGAUAUUGGUUUCCUUUUC